GGACACGGUUCGCUCGAAGAUGCAGGGUGCUCUGAUGCUGCAAUGAGAGAUCCCACCAUCAAAUGCGAGUGCGUCGCAAGAGGAUUCGGCAGAGAACAAGACCGUGAGGAGUGUCUCAGAACAGGUUCCAUUCACGAAGGGGCCAUGGAAAAAAAUAUUCUUGGUUUCCGAAAGAAGCGAAGCCCCCUGAUAGCUCCGCUGCAACUCCACCGGAUGCGCUGCGUCGCUGCUUCACCGACAGGAGGAAAUCGUCUUUUCGAAGAAAUAUUUUGUGUGCCAGGAACGACCUUCAUGAAGGGGUGUAACAGAUGUAUGUGCAGGGAGACUGGCACGAGUGCAUAUUGCACCGCAAAGGACUGCUUAGCGCAACUACAUUCAUUGUGUUUUCCCGCUGGGAGUGUGAAAAUAGUUGACUGUAACGUUUGCAUCUGCGGCUUUUCAAGGACAUGGGCUUGUUCGAGCUUCGACUGCCGACCACGAUUACACUAUGUGGACUGCAAAACAAAUGCAGCACAGUUUGACGAUUUUGGAACGUCGAUUGAGAACUGUCGGCCAGGCACCACAUUUCGACGAAACUGUAACCUGUGCUACUGCUCGGAGGAUGGUAUGUCAGCAGUAUGCAGCACCCAGCCUUGUACCGGAAUUAAAGGAACAUUACUACCACUGAAACCGAUCUGUGGAGAUGAAGGUGGAUGCAAAGAUAAUACACAAACACAUCCACAUGGAGAAAAAGAUGGCACUGGAGGUAGAGUGGGAGGUAAAGGAGGUGGAAGUGGUGGUCAAAGGAGGAAAGGGCUAGCACUGCAACUGGUGAUUGACCAACUCCCAUGCCUGCCAGGAGAUAUUGUUUAUGAAGAUAACUGCUUUAGCUGCUAUUGUUUAGUGGAUGGUGCUAGCAUCUUGUGCUUAAAUUUGGACUGUGAACUUGAAGACAUGGGGUCGGCCCCACUGCAAACCUAUGCGAUUAACAGACCUAAGGUGGCGGAUGUUCCAUUGGUGACUAAGCAAGUGAAGUGCAGCUCGUCAGCAAAAGUUUUCUCGGAAGGCUGCAACUCCUGCAUUUGCGUGGAUGCAGACAGCAGUCCCGUGUGCACGAACUGGCCUUGUACGGAUUCUGGAAGAAGUGAGUAA
Messenger RNA from Schistocerca serialis cubense, 1131 nucleotides. RefSeq lists its product as uncharacterized. Lineage: Eukaryota; Metazoa; Arthropoda; Insecta; Orthoptera; Acrididae. Gene Ontology annotation, molecular function: peptidase inhibitor activity. Bases 43 to 1131 code for a protein of 362 amino acids. The record is from RefSeq and is a predicted model, not a curated record. The transcript is spliced from 9 exons.